AAGUAACCAAGUAACUGCCACGAGCAAUACGCGGUAUUCAGAGCAUGCUCCAAGUGAAGAUAACGAGCUGGCACGUGCAAGAAAUGUAUAUUACACUGUACGAGCUGAUCGGUUCGAAUCAAUGGAGUAAAGAACAAUCAUAGAGCGCGAUUUGUGCAAUGUAUUACUUGUAAUAAUAGAGCUUCGGGCACUGCGCAGUGUUAAUCUACAGCACAAUGCAAAUGUCAGCGAAGAUUGUGCGAGUUAAGUUGUGUAGUUAUCAAAAUAUAUAUGUCGUGAAUACAGACAGAUUUAAUUCUUAUAUAAUUUGCUCACUUCAUCAUAUUGACGUUAAUCGAUUUAACAACGUGCAAGACAAUCUUCGCUCAAUGGAAAGCCGACAUCGCACCUACGAGUUUUUGUAGCUCUGCGCACCCUUCGGAGACUGCUAAAGACGUCAAAAUAUGCAGUGCAAAAGACCCAAAUUUGGACACGUGUUUCACCAACUCGGCAAAUCUCAUGAUAAAACAUCUCGUUAAAGGCUCCCGCAAACUGAACGUUGUUCCUUUGGAUCCCCUUUACAUUCCAUUAAUGUCUCUCCAAAGGAAUAACAACCUUCUACCAACAUUGGCUUUCAAUUUAACCGACUCAGUUCAUGAAGGCUGGAAGGACGCUGUUGUGUUACAUUCCAAGGCCAAUCCCAAAGAAAGAAAAUUCAAGCUGGUCAUCAACAUUCCUCGUUACCGCUUCAGUGGCCCAUACGACGUAACAGGGAGUAUCAUUGGAAUUCCAUUAGAAGGCUCUGGAGACAUGAACUGCACUUUCUAUAAUAUGACCAAUGAUAUUUUGAUGCGAGGUCAUCUGGAAGAACGUUUUGCACAAGAGUACUUCGUAAUCGAUGAUUUCCAUCAGAAAACGCACGUCGACAAGAUGACAGUAUAUUUGGGUAAUCUCUUCAAUGAUCCCAAGCUAACUGAAGCUACUAACAAGCUCCUGAACGAAAAUAACCGAGCUGUCAUAGACGAAGCCAGCGAUGUCUUAAACGAGGUGUGGGGUGCGGUGCAUGCUGGCCUCAUGCAGAGAAUCUUCAGGCGUGUACCUUACAGGGUCAUGUUCCCUGGUAUACUUUUGGAAGCGGAUAAUGCUAACGAUAAGAAACAUAUUGUAUCACAUAGAAGAAAAUAUUCCAUAGAAACCAGUCCGAAAGAGACGUUUAUUGAAUUGAUUGUAAAUAAAACACAUUUUUCUUUAUUAUUUAAGUAUUUAUUUUCCCACUCCUUAUUGAAAUAUUUGGAAAUA
Molecule: messenger RNA, 1278 nt
Organism: Gryllus bimaculatus (two-spotted cricket)
Lineage: Eukaryota; Metazoa; Arthropoda; Insecta; Orthoptera; Gryllidae
Source: the annotation of a GenBank genome assembly